AUGUCCAAACAGUCUAUACCCAAACAUUUUCCGGCUGAUUGUCUGUGUCCAUCCUUAUUUUUUUGCUUGUCUAUGUCCAAACACUUGCUUGUCUAUGUCCAAACAUUGUCUGUCCAUCCCUUGUCUAUGUCCAAACACUUUCCGGCUAUCAGUCUAUACCCAAACAUUUUCCAUCCGUUGCUGAUUGUCUGUGUCCAUCCUGAUUUUGUUAUCCUUUUUUGGUUUUGUCUAUGUCAAACACUUUCCGGCUAUCAGUCUAUACCCAAACAUUUUCCGGCUGAUUGUCUGUGUCCAUCCUUAUUUUGGUUGCUUGUCUAUGUCCAAACACUUUCCGGCUAUCAGUCUAUACCCAAACAUUUUCCGGCUGAUUGUCUGUGUCCAUCCUUAUUUUGGUUGCUUGUCUAUGUCCAAACACUUUCCGGCUAUCAGUCUAUACCCAAACAUUUUCCGGCUGAUUGUCUGUGUCCAUCCUUAUUUUGGUUGCUUGUCUAUGUCCAAACACUUUCCGGCUAUCAGUCUAUACCCAAACAUUUUCUGAUUGUUUGGUCCAUCCUGAUUUUGUGUUUGUCUAUGUCCAUCAGUCUAUACCCAAACAUUUUGGCUGAUUGUCUUCCAUCCUUAUUUUGGUUGCUUGUCUAUGUCCAAACACUUUCCGGCUAUCAGUCUAUACCCAAACAUUUUCGGCUGAUUGUCUGUGUCCAUCCUUAUUUUGGUUGCUUGUGUAUGUCCAAACACUUUCCGGCUAUCAGUCUAUACCCAAACAUUUUCCGGCUGAUUGCCUGUGUCCAUCCUUAUUUUGGUUGCUUGUCUAUGUCCAAACACUUUCCGGCUAUCAGUCUAUACCCAAACAUUUUCCGGCUGAUUGUCUGUGUCCAUCCUUAUUUUGGUUGCUUGUCUAUGUCCAAACACUUUCCGGCUAUCAGUCUAUACCCAAACAUUUUCCGGCUGAUUUGUCCAUCCUUAUUUGAUUUACUUGUCUAUGUCCAAACAUCCUUAGUUUUGGUUGAUUGUCUGUGUCCAUCCUUAUUUUGGUUGCUUGUCUGUGUCCAAACACUCCGGCUAUCAGUCUACCCAAACAUUUUCGGCUGA
This is a messenger RNA of Acanthosepion pharaonis, 1089 nucleotides long. The record is from the annotation of a GenBank genome assembly. NCBI's taxonomy places the organism in Eukaryota, Metazoa, Mollusca, Cephalopoda, Sepiida, Sepiidae.